Messenger RNA from Cercopithifilaria johnstoni, 867 nucleotides. The record is from the annotation of a GenBank genome assembly. Lineage: Eukaryota; Metazoa; Nematoda; Chromadorea; Rhabditida; Onchocercidae.
AUGACGUCAGUUGCUUGGUUUUGUUCAUCGUUUGAAUCGUCGAGUAAUUCCGAGCAAACAGCAACGGACCAUAGGGAAAAGGCGUAUGCUUCACGUAAUACAAUCAUUGAUUAUGAAGAAAUUGAGAUGCCUGCCGAAGUAGCAUUUUGCAAUCCGCAUAAAGAGAAAUCUACUCAUUCUCUAAUCGAUCGAUUUCCGCUUCAAAAUGUCGAACAGUUAGCUGUAAAUCCGAAAAAGAUUGACGAGCUGAGACGUUGGAUGCAAAAGAAAGAAGGACGGUGUCGAGAAUGCAAGUUACUUCUGCUCACCGGACCUACCGGUAGUGGUAAAACAAUAGCUGUAAAAAUGUUAUGUCGCGAGCUAAACCUUGAAUUAAUCGAAUGGAAUUGUUCCGAAUUCUACAAUGUAUUUUACGAUCCGGAAGGAGAGGAAGUUGUUUAUGAGGAAAAUCAGGUCCGGAAAUUUGCCGAAUUUUUGAAGUCAUCGGAUCGUGGAUCUCUUGAAAAAUCAGUUUUACAGAAAGUUAUACUUGUCGAGCAACUUCCGAAUAUUUUUUAUCAAGAUCCAUCGAUAUUACAUGCAACACUAAGGAACACCAUCAAGAACACGGUUUGUAUGUACAUAUUUAUUAUGAGUGAUGUUGAUUCCUGUUGGUAUUUAAGCCCAAAACGUAUACUGCCUACAAAUAUUCGCUGUCAGCUAGGCUUUGAGGAAUUAGCUUUCAAUGCUUCUGCAAUCAUUUUCUUAUCGAAAGCACUACGAAGGAUUACUUCUCUGUUGAAAGUUAACGUAUCACCGUUACAAAUUAAAAGAAUUGCCGAGAAUUCCAAUGGUUGGUAUUUAAAUGUUGUAUUGCAAUUAUCUUGA